AUGUCUUUAGCAUGUCGGACAAUCGUUAGAAAUUGUUAUUAUCUACAGAAUAUAACUAAACCGGUGAAAUUUAGUAUUGUCAGAAAUGAUACAACAAGGAUUCUCGCUAGUGGUAUUUGCUAUCAGAAAAGAUAUUUUCAUAAGUGCGAAACAAAACAAGUAAACUUGUUUUUCAAUCCUUUGAGACAGUGCUCUACACACCAUGGUUCAUCAGACAAACCUCAAGAAAAUGAAGGUAAAACAGGACUUCUCAAGAGGUUAAAAGAAAUGUAUAAGGAUUAUUGGUAUGUGGUAUUACCCGUACACAUGGCUACAUCUUGCGUCUGGUUUGGUUGCUUUUACUAUGCUGUACGAAGUGGUAUCGAUGUUAUAGGUAUACUGCAAUCGCUAGGCAUCAGUGAGUCAAUAUUAUCUCCGUUAAGAGAGUCCACUGCAGGUUAUUUUGCUCUUGCAUUGGCAUUAUACAAGUUAGUGACACCACUGCGAUAUGCAGUCACAGUAGGUGGAACUACAUAUGCAAUUAAAAAAUUAACAUCAAUGGGAUGGAUUAAACCUGUGCCUUCAAGGGAGCGGCUCAAAGAAAUGUACAAUGAAAAAAAAGGUACAAUUCAAGACCGCUUCAAUGAAGGCAAGCAACAGUAUCAAACACUUAAACAGAAAAAACGAACACAAGUGAUGGAAGAAAUGAAACGAUACAAGUCAGAAAUGAGAAACUUAAAGAACAAGAUCAAGUCAAAAGAAUAA
Molecule: messenger RNA, 744 nt
Organism: Arctia plantaginis
Lineage: Eukaryota; Metazoa; Arthropoda; Insecta; Lepidoptera; Erebidae
Source: the annotation of a GenBank genome assembly